AUGACGACUCCUUUGAGAGUGUUGGCUGUGAAGGGCAGGAGAGAGACACCAGUAGGUGAGGAAGAACGAUUGAGUAAAUAUGCCUGGGAUACAAAUGAGGAAUAUCUCUUCAAAGCAAUGGUGGCUUUCUCCAUGAGGAAAGUUCCCAACAGAGAAACGACAGAAAUUUCCCACGUCCUAGUUUGCAAUGUAACCCAGCGAGUGUCAUUCUGGUUUGUGGUUACAGAUCCUUUGAAAAAUCACACCCUUCCUGCUGUUGAGGUACAGACAGCCAUAAGAAUGAAUAGGAACCGGAUCAACAGUGCCUUCUUUUUGAAUGACCAGACUCUUGAAUUUUUAAAAAUUCCUUCCACUCUUGCACCACCCACCGACCCAUCUGUGCCCAUCUGGAUUAUUAUAUUUGGUGUGAUAUUUUGCAUUGUCAUAGUUGCAGUCAUGCUAUUGAUUUUAUCAGGAAUCCGGCAACGUAGAAGGAUGAGCAAAGGACCAACUGAAGUGGAUGACCCUGAAGAUAAGUGUGAAAACACGAUCACAAUUGAGAAUGGCAUCCCCUGUGAUCCCUUGGACACCAAGGGAGGGCACAUUAACGAUGCCUUCAUGACAGAGGAUGAGCGGCUCACCCCUCUCUGAAGGGCUGCUGUUUUGCUUCCCCAAGGAACUCAACACGUGUUUCUGCGCAACUGCUAAGCAUUAUAAAUGAUCAAAGGCAGAUUGUAUAUUUUGUUUCACCAUUCUUCUUUUGUAAGAAAUUUUCAAUGUGCAUGAAAGUAAAAGGCAAUCAGUUAUAUCCAUGAAGACCUUUGGAAUCAUAAGCUGUUGACUACUCAGAAUAUUCCAAAAUAUUUCUCCAACAACACAAUGUGUAAUUGUAGUCAUGUGGUGUCUUUAGUUAUUGGUUUAAAAAUGCAUUCGUGUUAAGCAUUUCUAGAAAUAAGGUCAGGCCACUACAUGUAUUUUUUUUCACACUUUGAAGACCUAAAGAGAAAUAUUUUUUUCCAGUGGAAAAUACCUAUAAUAUGGUAUGGAAAUCUUUGAAAAUGGAUCCUUUUUGAAUAUUGUUUAUGUUACUCUGCACAUGACUAAGAAAUCAAGAAUAGAAAAUAAUGAUUAUAACUGAGAUGGAUGAAUAUGGGAGUAUCAAUACAUGAGGUGAAAUUUGAUCCUGUUAUCAUACCAAUACUUGCUUAUUCUCUAUCAGUCUCUGAUAGGGUAGCCCUAUUUGUUGACUAUUUCUGCAAUUUGUAAAAGUACAAUCUAUGUGAAUUUAAUAAAGUGCUAAUCAUCUCU
Molecule: messenger RNA, 1287 nt
Organism: Panthera uncia (snow leopard)
Lineage: Eukaryota; Metazoa; Chordata; Mammalia; Carnivora; Felidae
Gene: CLTRN
Product: collectrin, amino acid transport regulator
Exons: 5
Coding region: 1-630 (209 amino acids)
Source: RefSeq, a predicted model, not a curated record